UGUCUCAAGCAACACUGAAGAAGAGUCGAAUAGAUAAGAGUAGGAGACACAGACACAACAAAGCUUGCAAACACGACAACAAUGGCUUCAGCAUUUCCUUCACUCUCUUCCACCUCUUCUUCAUUCCUGCACCACUGUUUCACCGCAAACCCGAAGCUCCUUACUCAAUUCCCCAUCAAUGGUUCGAGCCUUUCGGUUUUUGCUCAAAAGAAGACCAAGAAAACUCGAAAGAUUAUCUUGAAGGAAGAUGUGGUUGAUGUGGGAAAGAAAGGGGAGCUUCUUGAUGUUAGGGCUGGGUUUUACAGAAAUUUCCUGCUUCCCAAUGGUCAUGCACUGCUUUGCACUCCUCAAUUGCUCAAGGAAAUGAAGGUAGAAGACGAAAGAAUUGAGGCUGAGAAAAGACGGGUAAAAGAAGAGGCACAGCAACUCGCUCUAAUUUUUGAAACUGUUGGAGCUUUCAAGGUGAGGCGUAAAGGUGGGAAAGGAAAGCAAAUUUUUGGAAGUGUUACGGCUCAAGAUCUUGUUGACAUAAUCAAGGCACAACUUCAAAGGGACGUGGACAAGAGAAUUGUUGAUCUUCCAGAGAUCCGGGAAACAGGAGAAUAUAUUGCAGAAAUAAAGCUUCACCCAGAAGUUACAGCUAAAGUGAGGGUGACUGUUUAUGGUAACUAAGCACUAGUAUGUUUUGAAGCUAGCAAAACCAUUUGCUGGAGCUAGCAAUGCGCAUCAGUUCAAGGUGCAUAACCAUCUUAGGAUGAUAAAUCUUCAGAUUUCAACCUUCCUGUAGUUCUAGUCUUGUAAUUAUGCCCCGAAGCUCGGGUGAGGAAGGACUCUUAAUGGUCACAUGUUUUUAAUGUGGGAAAUGUUGGUUAUUUAAACAUUUCUUUGUUCAUUUUUCCUCUCCUUGAAUCUACAUUCAAUUUUCAGGACAAUGUAAUGUUCUACUUUGUGAUCCUAAAACCUAUUGUUUGGAACUUU
Messenger RNA from Lotus japonicus, 978 nucleotides. RefSeq names its product 50S ribosomal protein L9, chloroplastic. The transcript has 6 exons. The record is from RefSeq and is a predicted model, not a curated record. Bases 82 to 672 code for a protein of 196 amino acids. Gene Ontology annotation, molecular function: structural constituent of ribosome. Lineage: Eukaryota; Viridiplantae; Streptophyta; Magnoliopsida; Fabales; Fabaceae. Gene Ontology annotation, cellular component: ribosome; mitochondrion. Gene Ontology annotation, biological process: translation.